GCACGCAUACGCGAGAUGCAUUUGCUAGCGAUCCUUCCUAACCGAGGCUCUGAAACGCUUGUGAGGCAAAAUUGAUCGCGCCUAUGUAUACGUCACAAACCCCUCUGCACGCUGGAAGGCGAAUACUUAUCCACUGCACCAUCUUCACCGUCCUCACGACAGCGCCCUCGAUAGUGUGAGACCGUGCGGAUCUCAAUUUCUUGUGUCGAUAGCCUCACUUUGAGCUUGGAGUCGUCCCGACGAGAACAACGUCAUGGUUGCCACCCUGGUUUUUAGCGUCAUUGCGAGCUAUGCCAUCUAUCAGAUAAUUUCGAAGUAUCGUAGCCUGAAGCACAAUAUCGCGCUAGCAAACAGCUCGGGACUACCUGUCGUUGUAGCGCCGUGGUAUACGUUCAGCAUCACAUGGUUGUCGACGUUCACGCUAUGGCUGCCGCUGCUGCAGAGAUUUGUGCCACAAUCAUGGCGAGGCAUGUGGUUCGAUCUUCUACAUCCAGAAUGGAGUUACACGACCGGACAUGGGCCUUUCGAGAAGAUGGGUAUGGACAUCUUCAUGGUCGCAACUCCUACCAGAAAUGUUGUUUUUGUUGCGGACGCAGAAGCUGUUACUCAAAUCACGAACCGCCGCAAUGAUUUUCCCAAACCCCUUGACAUGUAUACGUCAUUGGAUAUCUACGGCAAGAAUUUGGUGAGCACUGAAGGGUCAGAAUGGCGCACACAUCGCAAGCUGGUCGCGCCAAGUUUCGGUGACAAGAACAAUGAGCUCGUGUUCAACGAGACUCUCCAUCACGCACAGUCGAUGCUGGGAUUGUGGACGGGAUCCGAUGGUAAAGGCAAUCAAACCAUUGGUGAUCCUUCCGUUGCGGCCAUGAACUUUGCUCUAUAUGUUAUCAGUGGAGCGGGGUUUGACAUACGCGUAGUAUGGCCACAUGAGGAAGGCAAGAAGGCGGAGUCCAAAAAGGGCGGAGAAGACUCUAUCUUUGUGGGAUCUGAAGCUCCUCCUGGCUACGCCAUGAGCUACAGGGCAGCUCUUAGCCAGCUACUCCACAACAUCAUGUGGACUCAAGUUAUGCCACUUAAGUGGCUUGCACGAUCCCCACUAAAAGUCCAUCGUGAAGUCAGCGACGCUGCUCGCGAAUGGGGUAAGUACAUGGAUGAGAUCUAUGAAGUAAAAAAGACCCAGGUCGAGUUCGGCGAGACUCAAGCGGGCCUUGACAUUUUUGACGGGCUGAUUCGCGGAAGCGGUAUUACCAAGAAAGAGGGCUCAAAGAUUACGAAAAGCGAUCUUCUGGGUAACGCCUUUGUGCUCAUGUUGGCCGGUCAUGAAACAACAGCCAACACACUGCAUUUCUCGAUGGUAUUACUCGCCAUGAAUUGGCCGUCUCAGAAGCGACUACAGGACGAUAUCGACAACAUAUUCGCAGGCAAACCUAUGGAGGAAUGGAAGUAUGAAGAGCAUUUCCAAAAACUUUUCGGAAGCAUGCCCGCGGCCGUCAUGAACGAAACUUUACGGCUACUACAACCAAUCGUUAACAUUCCAAAGUCUACUGCAGCGGAUCGGCCUCAGCCAUUGAAUAUUGGGGGAAAGCAGUAUAUGGUGCCUGGUGACGCUCACGUCUUCCUCAGCGCGGCCAUCCAUCGCAACCCGAAAUAUUGGCCAGCACCAUCCGACGGCUCAAACAAGGAAGGUAUCUCAGAUGUAGACCAGUUUAGACCUGAACGCUGGCUCGUGGACACCAAGCCUGACAACGACUUCAUCGACAUCAACUAUGACGAUGAAGGGCUACGGGGACCGUCAGGCGAAGACACCUCAUCUGAACUCUUCAAGCCCGUCAAAGGCUCAUACAUCCCCUUCAGCGACGGCUUUCGGUCAUGCAUCGGUCGACGCUUUGCUCAAGUGGAGAUCCUCGCGGUGUUGGCAGCAAUCUUCUCCCAGUAUAGCGUCGAGCUCGCAGUCGAUGACUUUGCUAGUGACGAAGAGGUGGAGAAGAUGCCAAAGGGAGGCAAAGAAAGGAGAGAAGUAUACAAGAUGGCUGCGGAUAGAGCCCAGGACAUGCUUCGGACCAAGAUGGCAAGCAUCAUCACGCUGCAGUUGAGGGGUGCCUCGAUACCAGUCAGAUUGAUGAAGAGGGGAGAAGAGAGGUUCGCUUUCGAUGACUAAGGCAAAUUGCGUUGGCCUUUGUAUGUAUAAUAUUUCGGUAUACUAUCUAUACGGUUCAAGGUGUGGUGAAAGCUACCCCGCAUACGUCACAACCUCGAGUUACCCCACCGAGAGCGACUACAUCCGUCAUAACUCCGUUGAAAUUAUCAACACAUAUAGCAUUCACAAGAAGAAUCCAUAAACACAUGAACUUCAUACCUAAAAAGGACACUUAGCUACCCAAUUCAGCAUACCUCAGCAUGUCACCGCCAGUCUUCCCACCCGAAGAGCUCCGGCAAAUAGUCCAAGAAGUAGCCACACUCCUCAAAGAGCGCAAAGAGACCAUCUCCGUAGCAGAAACAGUGGUCUGAUCUCCGCAGCACUCCUCUCCUUCCCCGGUGCAUCAACCUACUACCGCGGUGGUCUC
Molecule: messenger RNA, 2564 nt
Organism: Alternaria rosae
Lineage: Eukaryota; Fungi; Ascomycota; Dothideomycetes; Pleosporales; Pleosporaceae
Product: cytochrome P450 monooxygenase-like protein
Exons: 4
Coding region: 254-2158 (634 amino acids)
Molecular function (GO): iron ion binding; heme binding; oxidoreductase activity, acting on paired donors, with incorporation or reduction of molecular oxygen
Source: RefSeq, a predicted model, not a curated record